AUGUGGCUGUUAGAAGAAGUAAAGUGUAAGCACAAAUUAUUGUCCGUGAUCGAAGAACAGCUGUACUCGCUGCACCUACAGCUGUUAAAUCAGGUGGCCUACCAUACUUCGGCCGAGUGUAUUGUUUACGGAUGUGCGGUGAAGAAGAAUAAGUGUUGGCAAGCAGUGCUAGGAAUGAUCGAUCGAAAUUUGGCAAAGCGUGUGAGAGUGACGAAGCAAAUACAUAACAAAAAGCUGCAUUCGCUCGCUCAUGCACAAAAACCGAAGAAAACAAUAUGUUCUCCGCAAAACAUUGAAAAUUUUGUGGUGAACCUAUCGUCGGAGCAGCUAACACCAAACGAAUGCGAUCUUCUCAAUAAAGGAUUAAACUUUGCCAUGGCUCCACAGUAUGCUCCGUUGGCCGAUAUUGUCAGCAAUAUAGAAAGCGCCAUACAGUACAAUAACUACUCGUUGAAAUCUGCGCUACGUCACGAUUUGGAGCGUUGCAUCGUAAACACUGCUAGAAAACAAGACAACGUACGACAAACAACUGCCAAUACUAUAAAAGCGAUUCGCCAACUGAAAGCACGAGACGUUAUAUACUCCCGCGCCGACAAGGGAAACGCGGUGUAG
This is a messenger RNA of Armigeres subalbatus, 612 nucleotides long. RefSeq lists its product as uncharacterized. The transcript has a single exon. The record is from RefSeq and is a predicted model, not a curated record. The coding region runs from base 1 to 612 and encodes 203 amino acids. Lineage: Eukaryota; Metazoa; Arthropoda; Insecta; Diptera; Culicidae.